This is a messenger RNA of Fusarium sp. VM40, 507 nucleotides long. The record is from the annotation of a GenBank genome assembly. Lineage: Eukaryota; Fungi; Ascomycota; Sordariomycetes; Hypocreales; Nectriaceae.
AUGGUAGCGCCAAUCUGCAUCUGCCCUGUUGAGGCAAGGCUGAUUACUUGGUAUCGUGGAGAGACUGCCAAUCGUCGUGAGCGUCAGGCGCAACAUCAUGUCAUGAGACCAAGGAUCGGUUUAUCCUGCAUGCCCUGCCCCCCUAUCAGACGAGACACAGAAGUCAGAUUUUGCAGCGACGGGGAGGAGGACGGCGAUGAGGAGGAGAAUGCCGGCGAGGUUGAGGCCGAUCGCAAUGACUCUGAUGGUAGUCAUGGUAUCGGCGACGGCACCAACAUCGACGAGACCCCUGAUACCCGCGACGUGGUCGUAAUCGACGACGAGAGCGAUAUCGACAUUCAAGACAACACCGAUAUACCAAAUCACACGCCUCGGAGCUACGAGAACGAGGAUACCCAUGAACCCGUGACCAACACUCGGGACGAGUUCGACAUUCAGGACUGUAUCAUCGUCGCCAAUCCCUCAAACCUCGGCGGUCUCAAGACAUACAUCGCACUCGCAGUUUAA